AGAGGUGAGGAAAGCAGGGGAGGGAACAGAAACACCGCCGCUUCCGCUCCUUCCGCGUCCACUGCUAGCACACGCCACCACCUUGCGCGGCGACUGCGGCGGCGGCGGCGGAUGAAGCGGGGCGCCAUGGGCCAGGAGCAGCCGCCUCACUACAAGAUCUAUGUCAAGAUGGUGAAAGAAGUGGCACUUGAUGUGAAGUGCACUGAUACCGUUGAUCAGAUUAAGUCUAAGAUUGGUUCCAUAGAGGGCAUUGAUAAGAACCAUCAAGCACUCUUUUUUGGUGGAAAUCACUUGGAGAACAACAACAGGCUCGCUGAUUACAACAUCACGACAAACUCUUCUGUCGACCUCUAUGUAACUGAUGGGAUGCAAAUAUCUGUCAGUAUCCCCUCUGUUGGAAAGAUAAUCAAGCUCAAUUUGAAGAAAUCCCAGAGUGUUGCUGAUGUCAAGGCAGAAAUUGAACAGAAGGGAGGAAUUCCACUGGAUGAACAAAUCCUGAUGUGUGGAUGCCAACAGCUUGAGGACAACAAGGUGUUGAGCCAGUGUGGUUUGAGCAAUGGUCAACCGCUGCAUGUUCUGGUCCGCCCAACUGACAAGCUGCGUAUAUCUGUCAGUGUUGAUGUUGAAAGAACUGUGAAUCUAGAUGUGAAAAGCUGGUAUACUGUUGCUGAUGUCAAGUUGAUGAUUGAGACCUUGGAGGGUUUACCUGCACGCUCACAGAUACUCAUGCGAACUCAACCUGGCGGUGCUGAAACGCUCAAAGACACUGAUACGCUGCAGAAUCAGCUCAUCAGGAACAAUGACACUCUCACGCUAUAUCAGAACAUCCAGUUCUUCGUCAAGACAUAUGAAGGGAGGACGUUAACAAUGUCGAUGAAGACGUGCGACACAGUGGAUGAAGUCAUGAAGAAGGUUGAAGAAAGGUCGCUGGCCAAGGCAGGUGUCUACUAUCUGCACUACAGGGGGCGUGCUCUGUGUCCUGGGGAUACUCUUCACAAGCACAAGGUCGUGAACAAUUCCACAGUCGAAGCCCGCCUCCAUAAUUCACAUGUUAGUAUGGCAAAACAAAAGGAAACCCUAGGGAGCUAGUUGCAACCUCCUUUGUGCUUAGGUUAGUUGCUUAGCCUCAGAGAUGACUAUAGCUUCACCAUUUUGCGCUUCUGCGGACACAACGGUUAACUGGAUGGUCGUGACUGUUGGUUGGGUAAGGUCUUGUGUCGUCUGUCUGGUGGAUAUAUGUGCGGUUAACUGGAUGUUUGUAACUCUUGGUUGGGUAAGGAACUAAGGACUCGUGUCGUCUGUCUGGUGGUUGUGCUUCUGUAUCCUCUCAGGAACGGUGGCUGAAGUUUGCUACCCAAGGAGAAGAUGCGAUUCUGUUAUUAUAGCUUUUCCCACUGUCAUUUCUCAA
Setaria italica (foxtail millet) is the source of this 1408-nucleotide messenger RNA. RefSeq names its product polyubiquitin. The coding region runs from base 112 to 1089 and encodes 325 amino acids. Gene Ontology annotation, biological process: protein ubiquitination; modification-dependent protein catabolic process. NCBI's taxonomy places the organism in Eukaryota, Viridiplantae, Streptophyta, Magnoliopsida, Poales, Poaceae. The record is from RefSeq and is a predicted model, not a curated record. Gene Ontology annotation, molecular function: protein tag activity; ubiquitin protein ligase binding. Gene Ontology annotation, cellular component: nucleus; cytoplasm. The transcript is spliced from 2 exons.